AUGGCAGGUGGGAAACAACAAGGACGCAUCUACGCUCACGAGCGAAAUGCUGAUGAUUCUGGCGUUCUUCUAGGUCAAGAUCUAGAGGAAGAUGUGGAGGGCUUCAAGACACAGUACAAUGAAACACUGCGAGUGUCCAUGAGUGACAAAGCCCGGAAGGACUACCGUCGUAGACUUGUCAAGAUUGCCACAUUUUGGGAAGAAAAGUAUCCAGCUUACUACAAAGUUGGGGCUAGGGAUGUGCCAGAAGAAGAGCUAUCGGACGUCUCCAAAUUCUACUUUGGGAAGUACAAGAUCGAUUUAAUAUAUGCUGGAUUGAACGUUCAGUACGUGCUCCGCUUUCUAUUCGAGCAGAAGAAAAAGCAGAAUGGAAACCUGAAGACCCACGGCGAGCUUCGCAAAUACAAAGAUGCUAUCCUAUGGGGAGCUAAAGUUGCCAAGCAAAGACUUCCUCGAAGCUUCUACGAAGAGAUGGACACUUUCCUGCAAAGCUACAAGAAAGAGUUCGCGCAAGCAAAGAAGCAAGGUAGUGUGGACGAACAAGAAGCUGACCCAAUCACGUUUUCCCUGUAUUCCCUCAUUCUUGACUGGGCAGUCGAAAGCAACAAUGUCUUUGUCUGGUUCUGGACACUGUCGCAGUGGAAUUUUAUGGCAAGAUGCGCAUCCAUUGAUCCUUUGCGUUUCCACAAUUUCAAAGUGGGACAGGACAGUAUCAUUGGGAAGUAUGACGACCAGAAGGCAGACAAAGCGGGGGAGAAGUUGUCAGAAAAGAACAUAUACGCCAAUCCAUUCAACUGGAAGCAAUGCUUCUGGACAGGCUAUGGGAUUUACGUUGCCUUAAAUGCAGACCGACUAGCAUCGGAUGAGCGACUGUUCCUCAGCCAAUCGGCGAAGGAGGGGAGUGCCUCGAAGAGAUAUUGCGAGCAGCUGACAACCAUCAUUGAGAAGCACGAGACAGAAGUCAUGGCCCACUUACGCCCCAAGCAUUUCAAUCCUUAUGGUUUGCGCAAGGGAGCAGCCACACAUGCCGUAUCAGGAACAACCCAAUCGCCAUCGCUUCCAUCUGUUGCAAGAAGAGGUGAAUGGUCUCAAGGGCAAGUACUGGACGUGUACUGGCACUUUGCCUCUAGUGGAGACCACUACCUUGGACGAAUUCUAGCCGGUCUUCACCCAAACAAAGUUGGAUUUGCGACACUGCCACCUCACUUCACCAUGAACGAUGCACGCAACAAUCCGGUGAUUCUUAAAGCAAUGGAAAUGCUGUACCAACCACUUCUCACUGCUUACCAGGGCAAGAGCAACAAUCCACUCCCAAUACUGUUACGGUGCCUUGCUUGCAUUGUGUAUCACUCAGACAGUCUUAUUCAAGCAAUGGUGAGAACUCCAGGACAUGAUUUUUCCAAGCUCGCUAUUCUCCACGACCGUCCACUCCUUGCAGAGCUACAACGCCUUGUCACUACAGAACCAACAAAGAAUGUCAUGUCCGUUGCUACAGGUAUACCGCCACACGUUGAACUUGCCAUGCAGCUCCAGUGCGUCUUGGACAUGGCGAGCAAAGUGAUCGCGACUACAGAAACUCAGUCUGACCGGAUUGUUACCACUGUAAGAGAAGCGAUACAAGAGCAAGCUUGGCAGAGUGGCCACAUUACUGGCCCAAAGCUACUGGAGACACUUCAACAAUUUCAAAAAGAAUCACUCGCUACUCUGGACAAUCGACUUGUUGAAAUGAGAAGUGCAGGAACAACAUAUGGACAAUCGCACCCUCCUGUUCCCCAAAACACAGCCGGUUCAGAACACAGCAAUCUGUUUUCCUAUGAUGGGAAGUUCUUUGCCGUACCAAAGAACUUCAGUUUCCCAAAGACGAAACUACGAGAAGCCAUUCGCUUUUGGUUGUGUGGACAGUCAGUGUCACAAGACGGCAAACAGAGAGUAAUGCCCUUCAAGAACCUGACAAUCCAGCUGCUACCCUCCCUUGAACUAAAGAACACGUUCAAGCUUCAUUGGAAGCCACUGUUUGCUUUUUUAGAAGAAGCAGUUGCAUUUCCAGCUGGGGGAAUGAACGUGGAUGCUUCAGAGCUGCAAUCAAUAUAUGAUGGAUGCAUAGAACACCUCAAAAACAGAGUUUCCUAUUGCUUCAAGAAGAUACCCGAACCGGAAACGAAAUGGGCCUUGUCAACAUGGGCCAACCGAGUGACCAGAUCUUCGAUUCAAAAGCAUGGAACCAAUACCGACAAACAAAAGUUGGCACCAGCUGCCCCUAGAAACAAAGCAAGACAGAGUGGAAACAAGCGACAGAGGAAGGAAAGCCAAAAUCCACUCUAUGCUCGCCGACAACAGAAGAGAAGAAUCGCCACUCAGAAUACGAGACAAAGCACAAUAACAAAUCUGUUUGGCAACCACAACACACGAACUGAGGAGCCUACCACUGCUCGGCACAAUACCACUGCAGCGACUACCACUACAGCGACGACUACUACAGCGGCGGCAGGGAAUCCGACAGCAACAACAAAUUCAUUUUUGGAGGCAUUUCCGGCCCCAAAACUUACACCGGCCAUGCAGAUGCGAGAUCGACAAAUCGCGAAGCAAAUUGCCGAAGAGCACCAAGCCGAUUUAGAACAACAACGGAAGGAGCAAAGAAGACAGAGGCAAAAUAUUGGUGACAGAGUUAACGAAGAUGGCACUGUUCUUUUUGCGAAUCGCCGAAGAGGAAGCCAAGCUCCCAACCUUGGUGAUAACUCCAGUGUCUCUCGUGCAACCUAUACAAAUUCUCUACUGACACAAGCGUUCGGAGAAGCUGGCAGGUGCGCCAUUGUCGGUUGCUCGCAUCCACAACUGAAAGCCGACCACCAUUGUCAUGGCGGCAAUGAGGCAUCUCUCCAGUUCAGAUGCCGGCGACCAAUCCACAAUCUAUGCGCCCAAGCCAAAGAUUUGUGUUCUGCUCACAAUGAACUCAAUGUCUACUGUUCCUCUAGGUGUAAGCGCCUCACUGAUGGUGCAAUACUUAGCAAACAGCUUGAUAAAUAG
Messenger RNA from Seminavis robusta, 3024 nucleotides. Lineage: Eukaryota; Bacillariophyta; Bacillariophyceae; Naviculales; Naviculaceae. The record is from the annotation of a GenBank genome assembly.